CCUAUCACCAUCUCUUCUCCCUGCUCCCAAACCUCAACCCCCACCCCAAGCAGGAUGCAGUUUCCAUGACAACCUGGCCGGGCCAGAAAAGGGGGCGGGGGACUGCAGAGGAAAUUUUCCACAUCAGCAGCAAGGGAGGAGGGCACGGUGCAGGGAAGGAACUGGCCCAUACGAUGGGGGCCAUGCAGGGCCCCUGGAGCCCCAAAUCACCAUGCCCACAGCCCCGAGCACCGUCACCCCGCCUCCGCCCAGCCAACUGGCACCCUCACCUCUGGGCUGCGGGGAAGGGGGACGGCUUGGGAGAGGCUCAAGGGUCAAAUGUCCAAAGAUCAGCGGCUGCCCAGGCCUGGUGUGUGGUGGGGGGAGCGGGCAGCCGGCAGCUGACGGAGCUCGGACCGCAGACCAGACCACCAGACUCAAGGACAUGGCCCUGGACAGGGUCCCGCGGAGGGUGGGAGUGGUGGGCUACGGCCGGCUCGGACAGUCCCUGGUCUCCCACCUGCUGACUCAGGGGCCGGAACUGGGCCUAGAACUGGUUUUUGUCUGGAAUCGAGACCCAGGACGCCUGGCAGGGAAAGUGCCCCCCUCCCUGCAGCUGCAGAACCUCGCUGACCUUGGGGAGAGGCACCCCGACCUUGUGGUGGAAGUGGCCCAUCCCAAAAUAAUCCAGGAAUCUGGGGCACAGAUCCUGCGCCACGCCAACCUCCUGGUGGGGUCCCCCUCAGCCCUGGCUGACCAGGCCACAGAGCGGCAGCUCCUGGAGGCUUCCAGACGCUGGAACCACGCCGUGUUCGUGGCCCGGGGGGCCCUGUGGGGCACUGAGGACAUCAGCAGACUGGACGCGGCUGGCGGCCUCCAGAGUCUCCGUGUCACCAUGGCCACACAUCCCGAUGGCUUCCGGCUGGAGGGUCCCCUGGCCGCAGCUCAGAGCACCGGGCCCCGCACUGUGCUCUACGAAGGCCCUGUGCGCGGGCUCUGCCCCUUUGCUGCAGCCAGCUCCCUUCCAGGCCCGGGAUCCACAUCUGCUGAGCAGUCUCGCCUCAUUACCUCCCCCCACCGCCCCCGUGCACCCGCUGCCCUGGCCUCAGUUUCCCUGGACUCCCCCCUGUCUCAGUAA
This is a messenger RNA of Myotis brandtii (Brandt's bat), 1117 nucleotides long. RefSeq names its product aspartate dehydrogenase domain containing (gene ASPDH). Lineage: Eukaryota; Metazoa; Chordata; Mammalia; Chiroptera; Vespertilionidae. Gene Ontology annotation, molecular function: oxidoreductase activity; NADP binding. Bases 212 to 1117 code for a protein of 301 amino acids. The transcript is spliced from 6 exons. The record is from RefSeq and is a predicted model, not a curated record.